This is a messenger RNA of Oncorhynchus keta (chum salmon), 4373 nucleotides long. RefSeq names its product Na(+)/H(+) exchange regulatory cofactor NHE-RF2-like. Gene Ontology annotation, biological process: protein localization to plasma membrane. The transcript has 6 exons. Gene Ontology annotation, molecular function: protein-membrane adaptor activity; signaling receptor binding. Gene Ontology annotation, cellular component: apical plasma membrane. The coding region runs from base 374 to 1708 and encodes 444 amino acids. NCBI's taxonomy places the organism in Eukaryota, Metazoa, Chordata, Actinopteri, Salmoniformes, Salmonidae. The record is from RefSeq and is a predicted model, not a curated record.
UCAGUGUCCUAGUUGAACAACUUUACAGUUAUCUUUUUUCCAGCCCUGGGGGCUGUGGGGUUAGUGUUAGACUGUGUGCUGCUAUUUCGGAUUGAUUGACAUCUCUCCUCCCUUUGAGUAGCCAACGUGUAUAUAUAUGUCUUUCUUCUUACUUUGUGGUUUGGAUACUUUUGUCUGUGUUCAGCACAGUCACACCAAUGCGCAUCAUCAUGGCUAAAGGGGAGUUUUGGGCCGCGGAUGUCUGUGAUCGUUCCUUCGGACUGAAACUCCUGUCCUACCUGGGAUAGGUAGCCUAACGUAACCUGGUUCCCGGUUUGAGGAACUUCAGACUUUCAUCGGACUCUAUAGAUUUUUCACACGGACAUUCUAUAGAAUGGAGUGGGAGCUGAGACCGCGGCUUUGUUUCCUAACGAAAGGGCCGCGCGGGUACGGCUUUCACCUUCACGGCGAGCGGAAUAAAGGCGGACAGUUCAUACGGAAAGUGGAACCCGGUUCGUCCGCGGAGCUUUCGGGGCUGCGCGCGGGGGACCGGGUCGUGGAAGUGAACGGGGAAAACGUGGAAGACGAGACGCACUAUCAAGUAGUGUAUCGUAUCAGAGCAGUGGAGCAUCGCACCAGGUUGCUGGUCAUCGACAAAGAGACAGAUGAUUACCUGCGUAGUCACGGGCUGGCCUGCACAGAGGACCUCGCCGUUGAGAUGGGCAAUCUCUCUCCCCGGCCCUCCCACUUCACCUCCCCCUCAGCCUCCCCUGUAGCCCAGGGGGAAGUCCUCUCACCCUCACCCAUACACAUCCUCACUAAAGCCCUCAAACUCACCUCCGCCUCACCCAGAAGGACGGAUACACGAUCGCCAACGUCAAGCCUGAUGAUUGGCACCAAGAAAAGGUUGCCAUCGGAGACAGCGUCGUUAGAUACAGAGUUUCCCAUGGCGACGGUGGAGCUCCUCCCCCGACUGUGUCACAUGGUGAAGGGGGAGCUGGGAUACGGGUUCAACCUGCACAGUGACAGAACACGGCGAGGACAGUUCAUACGCAGCGUGGAUCCCGGGUCCCCCGCCCAACACGCAGACCUCAGACCCCGGGACAGGCUGGUGGAGGUGAAUGGAGUGAACAUCGAGGCGUUGAGACACUCAGAGGUGGUGGCGUAUAUACGUGGCGGGGGGGACGAGACACGCCUCCUGGUGGUCGACGCGGAAACAGACGAGCUGUUCAAGAGGCUCGGGGUCACGCCCACCAGCACACAUGUCAGAGAGGUCUAUGUGGACGAGCCAAUGACAGACAGCGCCCCACACACCCCCUCUUCAACCACUGACCUCCCUCCAAUGGAUCCACCAAUCAUCAACGUCACCCUGACGGGCUCGCCAAUCACAAACGGCUCGCCCAAUUCACAGACCAAUUCCCAGUACUCACGUGGCUCGACUACCCAAUCAGAAUUCAGCAGCUCAGACAUGAGCAUUCAGGUCCCUGAGGAUUAUGAGCGCCGUGUUUCAGACCCGUUCCUGGACAGCGGACUGCAUCUGAGCCCCACGGCAGCCGAGGCCAAAGAGAGGGCCCAACACGGCAAGAAGAGAGCGCCCCUAUGGACUGGAGCAAGAAACAGGAGAUCUUCAGCAACUUCUGAGAACCACACAGAACCACACAGAACCUUCACAACAAUGUUCUUAAGUCCCUCAAGGUUGAUAAAGGUCUGGCACAGGGACACACCAUAACCAAUGUUGGCCGUGCGCAGUAGAUCAUCAGCCCGGAGACAAUUUCAUCGUGGGAAAUUAAUAGAAAAAGGCAGCCGAUGUUCUGUGUUGAGAGGCGAUUCGUUAUGGUGUGUCAUGUGACAGAGCUUCACCAGCCGAUGUUCUGUGUUGAGAGGCGAUUCGUUAUGGUGUGUCAUGUGACAGUGCUUCAACAGCCAAUGUUCUGUGGUGAGAGGCGAUUCGUUAUGGUGUGUCAUGUGACAGUGCUUCAACAGCCAAUGUUCUGUGGUGAGGGGCAAUUCGUUAUGGUGUGUCAUGUGACAGAGCUUCACCAGCCAAUGUUCUGUGUUGAGGGGCAAUUCGUUAUGGUGUGUCAUGUGACAGAGCUUCACCAGCCAAUCAAGAUAAAAGGCUGCAGUGGCUCCGAAACAACUCUGAGAAAAACACAGAAAGCCUCUGUCCCCGGCAGGAUCUGAACCCUGGUCUCCCACGGGACAAACCAACAUCUUAACCAUGAGACAAAGAGGAAAUUCCCUUCGGUCUGAGGACCAACACUUAUUGUGAAGUCACAAGAGGGGCUCCCUCAUCACGUGACCAUGAGCAGCCAUGACCGUCCCAUGUCUGCUACACCUCCAUAUACCACGACUAGGGAUUAUUACAGUACCUUAGGAUGAGGAUAAAUCAUGUUGAUGUAUUUAGCCAGGAUAAUUGACUCAGUUCCACUUGUUUCCAUGGCUCUUGUUUCCAUGGCUCUUGUUUCCAUGGCUCUUGUUUCCAUGGCUCCUAAACAUUUCUCAGAGCUGUGACUUUACUGAAAGUUUUUUUUCCUUCUACAGCAACUAGUAAGAAACAUUCACUGGCCCAACCGCCACACCGAACCCCACCUCUUCACCCUCCACAGAUAAACAGGGUGGAUUGUUUCCCAAAAGACUGAGAUGUGGGCCCGUAUCCACAAAGUGUCUCAAAGUAGGAGUACUGAUCUAGGAUCAGUUUUGAGUUAUUUUUUUUAUGUCAUAAUGAAUACAAUAAAUUGUAUAGGGAAGGGUCUGAUCCUAGUUUUAUUAGAUCUCACUGACUGAGGUAAGAACGUCAGGACACCACAACAUGCGGGCCGGCUUACAGAUGUGACCCCUGUGGCCGGGUCUUCCUCUCACGGAUUGGACUUCACGGUCACAGCAGAUGCUGCACUAAGAUCUAACACCAAGGCACAAUAAAUCUAUGGUUUCACGAGACUGCGAUGCCGACCACUAUUGUCAGGAGUUCCAGACGGAACUCUUUUCAGGUCAUAUUGAACCCUUUUUGGUUCCACAUAGAACCUCUUGUUCCAAAUAGAACUCUUGAAAGGCUGCUGUUUGGAACCUAAAGGGGUUAUCGUCUGACCUGACCUGGUUCUACCUGGAACCUUUUCCAGUGUGUUCUACAGGGACAAAUGGUUCUACAUAGACCUUUUGAGAGUAUAGAAGCGAGCUUCUCAGAUGUAUAAAUGAGGUACGUAGGAACCACAUCACGUCAUAGACACGGACGUCUGAAUGAUGGACAGACUGAGGGGAUGAAUCAAAGUCAUCUGAGCGUGAGAUGAAGAGAGUCUGACGCUGAGAAACAGAGACAAACGCUCAAAUGAGUGUGAUGAGCGUCACAGAGGUAGAGAAGAAAAGUCCAGGAUCUCAAUGGAUUUUCAGAUGAAGAGAUACGAGUUACUAAAGUCCUUUGUAAUGAGUGAAGAGGAGACACAUUGGGUGCAAUGCAUUGGGUUGACUGAACUCUACUGCAGAAAUGUUGCCUAAACUGCAGAGAGAGACUUGUGUCAAUGUGUAGGCCAACAAAUGCCUGAACGGUUAGCCAUUAAGAUAAAAACACAUGUGAUUAUGACUGAGUUAUAUUAUUCUGUGAUAUUAUUAGCAAUUUGUUUACAAACUGUGUUCUUCUAGUAUUUCAAUAUUUGGUUUUUAUUCUGUUACAAUGUCCGGUUAGAAAGUAAGACAUACACAGUUAGCGUUGUCUGUCUCUGCUGUCCAGAACAGAACUCUGAGUUGAAGGAGGAAAUGUGAGGAUCUUAACCUUAAAGGUUAAACUCUAGAUUUGUUUUACAUUUGUUUAAUCAUAUUAUUGUUUGUGGUUUUGUAUCCCACUUUCAUUGUCCUCAAACAUUCAUCUCUUUUUAGAGGAAUUAAUAAAUGGAUCCAUUUUAGUUCGUUUGACUGGCUGGAUACGAAGCUAAGCUAGUUUCAGUGCAGUCUGAUGUCUCAGUGCCGGGAUUCAAUCAGAUCAGCGCUAGAUCUGCAUUGUAGCACGGAUGACAUUUAAAGGUAAUUAACAGCCGACAUGUGCAGAAUUUGCCGUGAAUGCGGUCUUCUGCGAGCGGGAACUUUCCCUUUAAAAGGUGAAUAGCUGACAAAGAGUGAUCGGAUUGAAUCCCUUACUUGUAGAUUUGUAUCUAAUGUAACUUAGUUACUUUUAAUUUGAUCAUCUCUCCAGUUGUAGAUUUGUAUCUAAUGUAACUUAGUUACUUUUAAUUUGGUCAUCCCUCCAGUUGUAGAUUUGUAUCUAAUGUAACUUAGUUACUUUUAAUUUGAUCAUCCCUCCAGUUGUAGAUUUGUAUCUAAUGUAACUUAGUUACUUUUAAUUUGGUCAUCUCUCCAGUUGUAGAUUUGUAUCUAAUGUAACUAAGUUACUUUUAAUUUGAUAA